Endocarpon pusillum Z07020 is the source of this 1275-nucleotide messenger RNA. RefSeq lists its product as uncharacterized. Bases 1 to 1275 code for a protein of 424 amino acids. The record is from RefSeq and is a predicted model, not a curated record. NCBI's taxonomy places the organism in Eukaryota, Fungi, Ascomycota, Eurotiomycetes, Verrucariales, Verrucariaceae. The transcript has a single exon.
AUGGCUCGCCGCCCUCCAACCUCUACUGAGCUCGACCCCCUGGUCUCCGAAUACCAGCAUGACCAACACCGCCCCCGCGCCCCCGAAGCCCUGCACACACUGCGCAAGAUCGCCUCCCUCGUCAAACCGCUGAUGCGGCAGCGAAACUGGCGCGUCAGCGUGCUCUGCGAGUUCUAUCCCGAGCAACCCAACCUUCUCGGCCUGAACAUCAACCGCGGCCAGAAGAUCUGUCUGCGACUACGCUACCCAGGUGAUGAGAGACAGUUCCUCCCUGUCGAGGAGGUGGUAGACACCAUGUUGCAUGAGCUAUGCCACAAUGUGCAUGGGCCGCAUGACGAGCACUUUCAUGCGCUGUGGAAUCAGUUGAGGAAUGAGCAUGAGGCGCUUGUGAGGAAGGGGUAUACGGGCGAAGGAUUCCUGAGCGAUGGGAGGAAGCUUGGUGGGAGCGAGAGGUUGCCGAUGCAUGAGGCGAGGAGGAGAGCGAGGGCUGCGGCGGAAAAGAGGAAGACGCUUGCAGCGGGCAGCGGCCAGAAGUUGGGUGGUGCGCCCGUGAGAAGGGGCACGGAUAUCAGGAAGGUGAUUGCGGAUGCGGCGCAGAGGAGGAUUACGGUCAUGAAGGGGUGUGCGAGCGGGACGGAUCAAGGAAGGCAGAUCGCGAGGGAUGUAGAGGAGAAUCGGGGCGGCAAUGGGUUCAGGACGAAGGCGGAGGAGGAUGAUGCAAAUGAACGCGCAAUCAUGCAGGCUUACAUCGAUCUGAUACAGGAAGAGGAAAAGGAGAAGUACGGAGACACCUAUGUGCCACCGAGCGAAACAAACCCUGCCGGUCCAAGAGCCGCAAUGUCUCCUACGCCAUCUCCUGCACAACCCCCUCUUAUACCGACAAGUACGAAGCCAAUGCCCAAGGAAGAGCCUCGAGCACCUAGUAUCGACCUUACAGGCGAAGACGAUCCAGAUACCUGGACCUGCGAGGUCUGCACCCUCGUCAACCCCAUCCAAUUCUUGGCCUGCGACGCAUGCACAACGGAGCGACCAUCAGCAAAGCCCACUCCACCAGUAAGACCGACUGGCACGAAUACGAGGAUUUCUGAUGUUCGAGAAAAGCCCAAUGCGUUGAAGCCGCGUCAGAGCGUGGUCAAAUCAUUAGCUGCACUGGAGGCGCAGGAAGCAAAGAAGCCCGCAAAACCAAUGGGGUGGCUGUGUCACGUCUGCAGCAAUUGGAUGGAAUCUCAAUGGUGGACUUGUGCAAGGUGUGGGAAUAUGAAACAGGUGUCGUGA